AUCCCCCAAAAACAACCCUUUCCAUGCUCGCCCUCUCUGGCCCCUCUCACGGAAGCAGAAGCGGAAGGGAAGAGAAAAACAACUUGCUCGCUCUGCGUGCCUUAUCCACCAAAACAACACGUUCCCCUCGAUAAACAUCAAAUAAUUCUCAACUCCUUUGGCCAUUCUUCUCGUCCCUUUCACCCCUGUCGGCUGCCUUGUAGCGUUAUCGGGUAAUCUCUUGUUGUGUGGAUAUCUCAUCGUCCCAUUUCGCGCAUCUUGUCAACACUUACCUCGACUUAUCCUGGCGUGAAGGAUCAACAUCACAACAACAACCGUUUCUCUCGUCCUGACAACCACCUCCACACACAUACUGCGAAACAACAACCGCCACCCCUCCUCCCACUGUUGCCCCACCAACUUCAUCAGCAACAACAUCUCUCUCCGGUCCCUUUGGCUAUGGAGGAUUCUUCAGGAUCCGGCUCGCCUUUGCCUCAAGGUAAUUGCUAUUUUGUUUUGUUUUUGAUGGCUCCCUUUGUUCCUCCCUGAUUCUGAUUGUUAAAUCCCCCGCUCCAUGGAGAUCACUCAUUCAUUCCCUUAUUCUUUCUCGCGUUAUGUCCAUUUCUUUCGGUCGGCAACAAACUUAUAAUCUGAAUUUGUUUCUCACUCAUUUUCCUUCGUCAUCAAAGGCCCCAAUUCCUCUGGAAAUUCUCAGACCGCACGCUCUAGGUCCCGUUCGAUCGCCUCUAAUUCUAGCACGCCCCAUCCAAAUGCUCAUCCCCGGAUUUCCUCUGGGAUACCGCAAUACAACCAGGAACCAUACAACAGCGAGAAUCAUCCAAUGACCCACCCAUCUCUUCUUGUCAUGACCCACAACCAGAUAACUGAAAUACAACCUCCCAUUGGCACCUCUCUCGAAGGCUCUCCACAGACGAACACUGCCUUUCCCAUCGAUCCGGCUCUUGGGGGAAGUCCCCCGGAGCAGAUUCCUCUACCUGAGCUUAGGUCUCCAACCACGCCCAUUCCAGACAUUCCGAGCUUUAGCCAGGAUCGUGUUCCUAAAGAUGAAGAGAGCCGUGAGUUUGAUACUGGGAUGGUUGUUGACGAGGAGGAAGAGAACGCGGGACCCUCGUCCGGGAGGAAUUCAAAACGAGGGUCUGUGAUCGCUGAGGACAGUGAUGCCGAGCUUCGUCGGCUAGCCGAGGAGAACAAAACAGUCCCAUUGGAUGAGCUCGCUAGGAGGGUCAGAAAUGAUGAAAACACACCGUCCGCCGAAAAGACAAGGCAGGUUUACGGUUUGGGAUGGUAAACUUCCCCCUCCCUGCUCUGCGGCUGCUUUAUCCGUCCUAUAGGCUCUCUAGCAGAUCUUGAGGGCCUUUUUUCACCCCUGUUGUAGCCGUCUUCUGUACCCCCAGGGCUCCGAUUUACGGACACAUCGGGAGCUAACUCCGUUCGUCUAGGUUGCAAAAGAACUGUGAGAGAGUUCCCGAUGCCUCGGUCGCCGUUCCUCGCAAUCGUGUAUAUGCCCGCUACGUCGGUAUCUGUGCCAAUGAACGCAUUAAGCCUUUGAACCCUGCGUCUUUUGGAAAGCUAGUCCGGCUCAUGUUUCCUGAAAUAAAGACACGCAGACUUGGAGUCCGUGGACAAUCCAAAUACCACUAUUGUGGUAUUCGCCUCGCAGGCGAGCAGUCAUCCCCCAAAGUGUUGCAAGGUUCAGGUUCCGCCUCAGGAUCGGAACCACCCGCGCAAGCGGCUGGGGAUGAUCAUCUGCAAGUCUUCAACCCUUCUGCUCCUUUGCUGCCUAAGUUACUGACAGAUAGCAGAAUGAGUAACGGCUCGGCUCCGCCCUUCAGUAGUAACUCCGUACAAAAGACAAUUCAAAACAGCAUCAAAAAUUCUUCGUAUAAAGCUUCGAGCAUUUCUCUCAAUUCUCCUGUGUCAUCAUUCCUGCAAAACGAGCUAUACUUCUCCCGUAAUGAAGCAGAUAACCUAUCAUCAAAUGAAAUCCUUAAACUCCCCGACAUAGACCUAUACGCUCCGCCCGGCACAGACCCUGACAUAUCAGCCACUCUCACAGCCAUCUACAGAUCUCAUUGUACCUCGCUCAUAGAAUGUGUUCGAUACAUGCGGCUAAAACAAUUUCAUCAGCUUUUCAUUUCCUUUCACGGCACACUAACCACUCCCGUCCAAAAGCUCUUAGGCGAACCCUCGCUUGCUUCUUGGAUUCGGGAGUCUGACUGGGUCAUGUACAAGGUUGGCCGGAUCCGUUGCCCCUCUCGUUGUCAGCUGUGCUCACCUUUUCUCUAGGAAAUGAUAAGACUGCUUUCGCCAUUAGCAUUACAAGUGGUGCCUCCAUUCGUCGUGACCGCUCUUCGACAUCUUUCUACAAACCUAACAUCCCACAUAUCGAUGACAUUUGCUGUCCAACCCCAGCAUGUCAUUGACGCAAAGAUCGUGCCGUCUAGCAUAUUUUCUAGUCUCUUGGACCGAUUGCUGCGUGUAAACGAUGCCGCGCACGCAGCAGCUAGAUUUCUCGGAAACCCUCCCGAUAGAGAGCAAAUGGUCAAGGACUGGGGGGACUAUGUCAAUGCGCAAACAAUCGUGGACCGUGAAUUGCCCUGCGGUUCUGCCGCGGUAAGAGAAAUCCUACGAACCGAGGUUAUCACCCUGUUGCAGCCACCUUCGACAUCUGUAAAUGGGAUUCCCGAACCAGAAGACGGUUCAGCAUCCACAGAAAGUGUCUUGGACCGAUGGACACAAUUCCUAACCUACCUCCCUCACCGGUUCCCAGGAGCAGACCCGCGGUACUUCAACCUGUGCCUUGGCGCCGCAGCGUCUGCCGCCCUGCGGGAUUUAACAACUAACGGCGCUGUAUCAUUCGGUAGCUGGUGGGUCGUCCGUUGCUGGGUGGACGAGUGGAUGGGGUGGCUCGCCGAGCGAGGUGGAUUUCUUCGCCAUUCUUCGGAAUCGUUGGUACACGUUGGUAGUAAUCGUGUGGGUGCUGAGGAAGAGCGUGUCUCUGUCGAGGUGGAUUUGACCGAUAAUGGGGACGAGCUUGGUCAUGAUGAUAGUGGUAUAUCUUUACGGGGAGGAGAGGAACCAAUACAUCUUCUUGAUGAGGUAGGGGAUGAUCGGGAUAAUAGGAUGGUCACCAUCAAGUUUAGCAAGUAGCAGUCGCGGCGUACUCGUGUUGGCGGUGUGCCUUUCCUUAUGAUACCCUGUCCCCGAUUGAUUGAUUUGCCUUCGGCUUUACAUAUCUUUAAUUGUUGAAUUUUUGUUGCGUUUUGUUUAUUCCCCCCUUUCCUUCUCACGGUAGCUACUGAAGGCUCUGGAAGCGAGUCCUCCCCGAAUUACUCAUUUUUAAUGAAGGCGUGAUGAUUGGUUACUUUCUUGUAUAUCGGGUUAAAAAUCUUUUUUUUUCCUUCCAUUUUUUCUCUCUUUUCUUUGAAGCUCUUUUUGAUCACUAUUACUAUUUGAUUUACUUUUUUACGCAUCAUCAUCUUUACAAUUCUGGCUAUUUCUUUCUUUCCCUUACUCCUUCGACUUUCUUUCGGUUGUUUCCUUUGUUAUAAACAGGGGUUGUCGGAGUACUCUUUCAUGUAGGUUAACAUCUUUUAUCUUCCUUUCUUUCGCUCCCUCACUCUCUCAAAGCCGCCGCCGUGUGUCCGAGGCAGGAUCUUUGGGAUUGGUCUCAGUUCUUGUGUUGCAUAUGUAUGGUACGGCCUACUGCCCUGCAUUCUACUUUGGUGAUGAUGGUGUGCCUGCUGCUAUGACAUUGCUCUAUUGUUGUUUUUUCCCUUCUUCUUCUCUCUCUCUCGCCCGCCUGCCUGCCUGCUCAGUGCUGUUAUUGCGUAGUUGAAUUGCCUGCCUGACUUGGAUCAUGUUGGCGAGAAUGAAAUGGCAUGACUUAACUAGAGAGAGAAGAGGGAACAAUGCACUACAAUGGGGUAACAUUCAAUGUGUGGUGUCGCCGGGUAUUUUUAUUAUUAUUAAGCUGCUAGCAUAUGCGCGUCACCGUACCGGUACGAAGCUUUCCAAAAAAUUGGUGAAUCGAAGCAACACAAGGCGGUAUUUUGGCCCGGUAGACUGCCAAUUCACCUCAUAUCCAAUUCUACUGGUCAGGUGGGGGGGGGGGGUCCCAGUCAAGUGAGGGGCGCAAGAUCAUCUUAGGAUCCAGGCAGGGGAUACUGCGCUCGAAUGCUCCAUCAUAUUGUGGCGCUGGCUAUACACGAUCCUCAACCAAGGCCCGGUGAACGACUCAGGCUGAGGCAUGAUAUGGUGUCUCGUCUCAUAACCCCCCAUGCCCUCCGGGGCACAUGGGAAAUGUCUUUGGUCGGCUGGAGGACCGACGCCAGCUUCCCCCGAUUACUAAGAGGGAGGGAGCGCCAUGGAACAAACUUAUAGAAUACAGUUCCGGAGAUAGAGACUUUGGAUCGGGGUAUGAUACCUAAAGUUC
Molecule: messenger RNA, 4435 nt
Organism: Tuber aestivum (summer truffle)
Lineage: Eukaryota; Fungi; Ascomycota; Pezizomycetes; Pezizales; Tuberaceae
Source: the annotation of a GenBank genome assembly